AUGGCUGAGGAAGAGCGAAUAUGGCGCCAACGACACAACCAUGAACUCGGUACACUAACGUAUGGCACUUAUGGAGCAGCAACGUAUCAGCAACAAGAGCAAUCAUGGACAUUCCUGAAGGAAGAACAAAACUCGCAGGAUGAUACUGGCCACCUCGAUAUUGCGACAGAGGAAAUUGCCGCUAUUCUCGAACUGAGUUCCAACCCGGAAACUGUGUUGCCUGCCCAAAACGGACUGCCAGAGUCGAAUGCUGCCCAUCACCGUCGUCUGCCGUUGCUUGCGGCCACGGCUGGAUUAGCGGAUGUUGCUACACGUUCGAGCUCUUCAAGCUAUGCAACCCAAGCGUGGAGUCAGCGCAUCGCCAUCGGAAGUGCCGUCUGGCUUGGUGUAGACGGAGUCGACUCGGGAAACUUGAGUAUUCAUGUGGUAGCUUACACCACUGGCAACAAUGACAAGCUUCGUGUUGCUUGUGUCGGACGAACAAAUCUUGAGUCUACCACUACAAGUGGCAACGAAUUCGUGGCCAGCGUACCGUCCUUUUCUGUACAAGACACAACUGAUUGGCAGGGCAUUGAACAGAUUCAGCAGAUACUAUUCUCGUCAAAAAGAGCUGGGAGCCGCAGCGACACCUAUCUGGCCGUUCGACUGCAGUCUCAAACUUGCCUCUUCGAGCCGCUCUUGCGUCGAGACACUGCAGUGAGCUCUGCAUCGUCAAAAGGAUCUCUCGACUUGAAUCGGUUCCUCACUCUACCCGUGUCAGCAACUGGUGAUCAUACUCAUGCCGACGUCGCCUUCGAUCCCCACAAUCACCGACGACUGGCUAUUAUAGACGUCGAAGGCAACUGGAGCAUCUGGACUGUGCAUGGCAAAAGAGUUCGUUCUGCUCGUGUACUACACCAGACACGUCUCCGAGCAUCAGUGAGGGCGGAAGUAGACGGUCAUGGAUUACAGGCUGCUGAACUUCCAACGAUCGCACAGAUGAUCUUACAAUACGAAGAUCUAUCGAUAGUGUCAAUCAAUAUGGUCGUUCAACCAUUGGCAAGCUUGCCCGCCAGCGCUGACCAAAACUACCAUCUUCGACUUCCACCCACUAGAGGUCUCCAACACAGGAGUGAGCGUUUUAUCGACGAGAUAGAUGAUGAUGACAACGGUUUGACGGAUUUUGUUGUUGCAGACGAUGAGGUCGUGGGAGGUUAUGCUUUGGAUACUUUGCAUGCUGAAAGCCCAGCCAUUGUGGCGUCCGGAGGUCAUAGACCGGUGGUGAAGGACAUAAGUGCGACCUGUACCGAGCUCGUCGUCUCAAAAAGUGGUUUCAAUGCAGGAUCUAGACAUAACGUUUCUACUGUGUUAUCUCUCCUGCAUGAGCGCCUCCACGAUGGGCAAUUUCUCGAUGAAAGCUCUCAGGCGUUUCUGUUGUCUGAACUGACAGUCGAUGGCAUGAGGGUCGAAAACAUUGACUCCGACUCUGCCGCACUCGAGAGAAGCACUCGUAUGCUCGUGGACGGCCUAGGCGAUAAACUUCAGAUAGAAGUUUGUCGGGGAGAUUUGGGUCUGUCACUGGUUGUUCAAUACGAGAAGCUCUUCGACCAUCUGGUCAAGAGUCUCCCGUCAAUCGUUCCCGAUCGUCCAAGAGUGCAAAGAGAGCGGCUUGUGCGUGAGAUAGCGCUCGACCAACUGCUCGCCAGUCAGACUAUCAGGAAGGUGGUGGAGAAUUUAUCGAAGGCUUUUCCAGAAUCACAGCCAAUACCGGCAAUGGAUAGCCUUGUCCUGAGUGAUCCUAUUCAGCAGGAUGACUUGGUUCGGCGUUCAAUCUCGGAAACUUCAGCGAGUCAACCUCAGCCUCAGUUACACAAACAUGAAGACAAAGAACCAGGAAACGCUACAGCUUCUCCUCUGCUUGAAGUCAUUAAUCGUCUCGGCGUCUACACAGAGCUACAGAAAGCGCCACCACCGGUCGUUCUUGAGGACGAUACGACCUCGUCCCAGAUCAUGUCAUUGUUAGCUCACCUAUCGAACGAUGCCGAGGCCAAUCCUGACAACUACGACUGGCAAGCAGUUGAGCUUGCGCUUGCAGUGGAAAUGUCAGGAGGACCAACAGAUCGAACAACGGCCAAAGAUCGAGCGUCAGAGAGACUGGCUAGAGCACGAAGAAGAGCUGAGCGGACAGCAUCCAAUGUCAAAAAUACAGAUUCGACGAGCGUGUUACCCGAGUCUUCGCAUGCACCCCCACCUGUUAGAAGCUCUGGACUGCUGCCUUCGGCGUCUGGUACAAUUCGAACUAGGGCCAGAAUAUCCAACACUCAGCCCGCAUUUGUUUUCAGCGAUGGUGUUGAGCAGGCAGGAAGCUCGGGUCAGGCCAAUCCGGACACGAGUGUAUUCACGUCUACUCAACCCGUAAGCGGUGCGUUUGGAAGUCGCAGUGCAGUGAACGAAAAGGCAAAAGCAAGAAAGAAGAAACGAGUGGCUGGGUUCUAG
Messenger RNA from Lithohypha guttulata, 2475 nucleotides. RefSeq lists its product as uncharacterized. Gene Ontology annotation, molecular function: RNA polymerase I general transcription initiation factor binding; RNA polymerase I transcription regulatory region sequence-specific DNA binding. Bases 1 to 2475 code for a protein of 824 amino acids. Lineage: Eukaryota; Fungi; Ascomycota; Eurotiomycetes; Chaetothyriales; Trichomeriaceae. The record is from RefSeq and is a predicted model, not a curated record. The transcript is spliced from 2 exons. Gene Ontology annotation, cellular component: RNA polymerase I core factor complex. Gene Ontology annotation, biological process: nucleolar large rRNA transcription by RNA polymerase I.